AUGGCCGACGAUACAGCACCAAACGGUGCUCCGGUUCAGGAACCCCAGAUCAGGGAUCCUGCUACAGUGUCAAACCGGAGCAACACAGCGGAGAAAGGCUAUCCGGAGCGUGUCGACGAUUCAGGCAAUGACGGUACGACUGCUGCGUCCCUGGAAGCGAGUAAUGGUCCGCCGGAUGACAGAAAACCCCCAGUCGUCGUCGCUGCUAUCGAUCCCGCCUCAUUCCCCGAUGGCGGCACACAGGCCUGGUUGGCCGUCCUGGGCUGCUGGUGCACCAUGUUUGCGUCUUUCGGUUGGAUUCAGUCCGCUGGCGUGUUCCAGGCAUACUAUGAGCUGAAUGAGCUGUCCGACUACAGUCACAGCGAAAUAGCGUGGAUCACAUCGCUCGAAGCUUUCUGCCUGUUUGCCGGCGGUAUUUUCGUUGGUCCCAUUCACGAUGCAAGAGGGCCACGCUGGUUGCUAGUUGGAGGUACCUUUAUGCACGUCUUUGGCCUCAUGAUGGCGUCUCUCUCGACCAAGUACUAUCAGAUUCUCCUGUCACAAGGCUUGUGCUCCGCGAUAGGUACGGCAAUGCUGUUCUACCCUUCCUUAGCAUGCGUCGUCAGCUGGUUCCAUCGCAAGCGAGGGACUGCCAUAGGCAUAGCAGCAACGGGCUCUGGAGUUGGAGGCAUCAUCUUUCCUACCAUCGUUCGCCAGAUGAUUCCGGAUGUUGGUUUCCCGUGGACAAUGCGCACCUGCGCGUUUUUGAAUCUGGCAAUGGGCAUAACCGCCUGUCUGGCAUGCAGCUCCCGCCUUCCGCCUACGCCGAAGAAAUCAUCCAAAGAGGACGUUGUCAUGUCGUUCAAAGACUUGAUAUAUGUACAGGUGAUAGUUAGUGGAGUGCUUACGUUUCUCGCAAUGUGGAUUGCGUAUACGUUCAUCGUCACGACUGCCAUCGACAGAGGGGUUGACGCCAAUUGGGCCUUUUAUCUGGUGCCAAUCAUGAAUGCCGGAAGUGUGUUUGGACGGCUUGUCCCUGGGGUGCUCGCGGACAAGACUGGAUCCAUCACCAUGUACUGCAUUAUUGCUGCAUUCACAGCGCUGAUCGCCACAUGCCUCUGGAUACCAGUAGCAGGCCAAGCGGGAAUGAUUGUGUUUGCGCUUCUGUUUGGUUUCGGUUCCGGUGGCACCAACACGCUGGCGCCGAUGGUGCUUGCGGACAUCAGCGAUGUGAGGAUGAUUGGCCUCCGGACAGGGCUAUGUUACACCUUCACAGGUAUUAGCUGCCUGUGGGGGAGUCCGGCAGGAGGAGCACUCAUAUCUGCCGGCGGCUAUAGGGCCAUGCAAGGAUUUGCAGGAGGAAUAGCCAUUGUGGCUUCGCUGGUGGCAUUCGGUGUGAGAUAUCAGCUAGCUGGGUUUGACUGGAGAAAAAAGGCUUGA
Messenger RNA from Cyphellophora europaea CBS 101466, 1419 nucleotides. RefSeq lists its product as uncharacterized. Gene Ontology annotation, molecular function: transmembrane transporter activity. The record is from RefSeq and is a predicted model, not a curated record. The transcript is spliced from 4 exons. Gene Ontology annotation, cellular component: fungal-type vacuole membrane. Gene Ontology annotation, biological process: transmembrane transport. The coding region runs from base 1 to 1419 and encodes 472 amino acids. NCBI's taxonomy places the organism in Eukaryota, Fungi, Ascomycota, Eurotiomycetes, Chaetothyriales, Cyphellophoraceae.